Messenger RNA from Punctularia strigosozonata HHB-11173 SS5, 2664 nucleotides. RefSeq names its product ribonucleotide reductase alpha subunit. The record is from RefSeq and is a predicted model, not a curated record. Gene Ontology annotation, molecular function: ribonucleoside-diphosphate reductase activity, thioredoxin disulfide as acceptor; ATP binding. The transcript has 11 exons. Gene Ontology annotation, biological process: DNA replication; deoxyribonucleotide biosynthetic process. Bases 1 to 2664 code for a protein of 887 amino acids. NCBI's taxonomy places the organism in Eukaryota, Fungi, Basidiomycota, Agaricomycetes, Corticiales, Punctulariaceae. Gene Ontology annotation, cellular component: ribonucleoside-diphosphate reductase complex.
AUGGCAUAUGUAUUCAAACGCGGUGAGCGCAAGGAGCGCGUUCAAUUUGACAAGAUCACCGCUCGGAUCGCGAAGCUCUGCUAUGGACUUGACACGGAGCACGUCGACGCGGUCGAGGUUGCUCAGAAGGUCAUUGCAGGCGUCUAUCCCGGCGUAACCACCGUUGAGCUCGAUAAUCUCGCUUCCGAAACCGCGGCAUACCUGACUACGAAGCAUCCCGACUAUGCUACUCUGGCUGCCCGGAUCGCAGUCUCGAAUUUGCAUAAAGAGACCAAGAAGAGCUUUUCAUCUGUGAUCAGAGAUCUGUAUACCUAUGUGAACCCGAAAAAUGGUCGACCUGCGGGCAUGAUCUCGAAGGAAACAUAUGAUGUCGUUAUGGCCAAUGCGGAUACCCUGGAUUCUGCGAUUAUUUAUGACCGCGAUUUCAACUACAAUUUCUUUGGAUUCAAGACCCUUGAGCGAUCUUACCUCCUGCGUAUUAAUGGUCGUGUUGCUGAGCGUCCUCAGCACAUGAUCAUGCGUGUGGCCGUCGGCAUACACGGUAACGACAUCGACCGCGCACUCGAGACCUACAACCUCAUGUCUGAGCGGUGCUUCACUCACGCCUCACCAACAUUGUUCAAUGCCGGAACUCCUCACCCUCAGCUCUCAUCGUGCUUCCUCGUUGCGAUGAAAGACGACUCGAUAGAGGGUAUCUACGAUACCUUGAAGAACUGUGCUAUGAUCAGUAAGACCGCUGGGGGCAUUGGCCUGCACAUUCACAACAUUCGCGCGACUGGCUCGUACAUCGCUGGCACUAAUGGGUACUCCAAUGGUAUCGUUCCCAUGCUGCGCGCAUAUGAUGCUACUGCUCGCUAUGUCGACCAAGGUGGAAACAAACGUCCUGGCGCUUUCGCUAUUUACCUCGAGCCGUGGCAUGCCGAUGUUUUCGAAUUUAUCGACCUGCGGAAGAACCACGGCAAGGAGGAAGUGCGUGCCCGCGACCUCUUCUACGCGCUCUGGGUCCCUGACCUCUUUAUGAAACGUGUCGAGGCGAACGGGGAAUGGUCUCUUUUCUGUCCGAACGAGGCUCCGGGCCUUCAUGAAGUAUGGGGCGAGGAGUUCGAUAAGCUCUAUGAGAAAUAUGAAAAGGAAGGUCGUGCCAGAAAGACCAUUCCCGCUCAGAAACUCUGGUACGCUAUCAUGGAGGCGCAAAUCGAAACCGGUGGACCCUUCAUGCUCUACAAGGACGCGGCCAAUUCCAAAUCCAACCAGCAAAAUCUCGGAACAAUCAAGUCUUCGAACCUCUGCACUGAGAUCAUGGAAUACUCUUCCCCUGACGAGACCGCUGUCUGCAACCUCGCAUCAAUUGCCCUUCCCACAUUCGUCAAGAACGGAGUGUACGACUUCAAGCGUCUUCACGCCGUCGCCAAAGUCGUCACUUUCAACCUCAAUCGCAUCAUUGAUGUCAACUAUUAUCCCGUUCCCGAGGCUCGCCGGUCGAACAUACGUCACCGCCCGAUCGGUGUCGGCGUACAGGGCUUAGCCGACACUUUCAUGAUCCUGCGCAUGCCGUUUGACUCUCCCGAGGCUAAGGAGCUCAAUAUCCAGAUCUUCGAGACCAUCUAUCAUGCAGCUCUGGAAGCUUCGUGCGAGAUUGCCGCUGUUGAUGGGCCUUACGAAACUUUCCAGGGUUCGCCUGCGUCGCAGGGCCAACUGCAAUUUGAUCUCUGGGGUGUUACUCCAAGCGGUCUUUGGGACUGGCAGAGCCUGAAGGACAAGAUCAUGCAGACUGGUCUCAGGAACUCUUUGCUCCUCGCCCCUAUGCCGACGGCGUCCACCAGCCAGAUCCUCGGUUUCAAUGAAUGCUUCGAACCUUACACAAGCAAUAUCUACACUCGUCGUGUGCUGGCUGGGGAAUUCCAGGUCGUUUGCCCGUGGCUUCUCCGCGAGCUCGUCGAUCUCAAGCUGUGGAACGACCAGAUGAAGAACAUGAUCAUCGCCAACAACGGCUCGAUUCAAAGUAUUGCUGGCAUCCCUGAUGACAUCAAGGCCAUCUACAAGACCGUUUGGGAGAUCUCCCAAAAGAAGGUGCUCGACAUGGCGGCAGACCGCGGAGCAUUCAUCUGUCAGAGUCAGAGCUUGAACGUACACCUGCAGUCACCCACUAUGGGCCAGCUGACGAGCAUGCACUUCUACGGCUGGAAGAAGGGUCUGAAGACUGGGAUGUACUACCUGCGUACGCGUCCCGCGGCGCAGGCCAUCCAGUUUACGGUUGACCAGACGGUGCUCAAGCAAGCCGCGGAAGCGAAAGCGAAGAAGACCCCAGAGUCCGCGGCCGCGUCUGCCAAGACGCCCGCUCCUGCGACACCUGCCAAGAUCGCCGUGGCUGCUCCCAACGGUAUCAUCACUCCUCAACUCUCCCCAGCCAAGGAGUCGCCUCCGCGAACCGCUGCCCCUGCCCCUGCCCCUGCCCCUGCCCCGCCUGCGCUUGCUACUACAGCGGCACCGACGACAACGGAGUCCUCCGAACCUAUCUCAACCGACGAACGCACGCGCAAAGCAGCGGAGCAGGAUCCCGAGUUCGCCGCGGCGCUACAGAGGCAGCGCGAGCGUGAGCUGGAGCAGGCGAAGCUCAUGUGCUCUCUAGAAAACAAGGAAGCCUGCGUGAUGUGCUCCGGUUAA